Musca vetustissima is the source of this 2846-nucleotide messenger RNA. It is a transcript of the gene oxt, whose product is annotated as xylosyltransferase oxt. Bases 57 to 2846 code for a protein of 929 amino acids. Lineage: Eukaryota; Metazoa; Arthropoda; Insecta; Diptera; Muscidae. Gene Ontology annotation, molecular function: protein xylosyltransferase activity. Gene Ontology annotation, cellular component: membrane. The record is from RefSeq and is a predicted model, not a curated record. Gene Ontology annotation, biological process: heparan sulfate proteoglycan biosynthetic process; chondroitin sulfate proteoglycan biosynthetic process. The transcript is spliced from 3 exons.
CGCUGUUGUUACGGUUGUGAAGUGUGCGCGUGAUACGGUCGCGACUAAGGAGAACAAUGACCGAAAAUCUUGUCUGGCGUCUUGUGUGUCGGUAUAAGGUGUUUUUCCUAGUGGGCUUUAUUAUUUUUGGAAUACAAAUAUUUCUGGCCUACAAAUCAUUGAGUCUAGGUAACAGUGCGACCAAUGAUGAUGGAGCAACCUACUUGGGUCAAUCAUCAUUGGCGGAAAUAAAAGCGAAACCUGCAGCUGGAGCUGAUAGUACUGGUGAUGAUGAAGAUUCAGCCAAUCCCUCAUUGUUGGCGAAUAAAAGGCAACAAUCUGCCUCAUCUUCUUUCUCUUCCAAUAAUGCCGACUUGAAUGGUGAUUCUAUAGCGACGGCCACAUUAAUCUCACCCCAACAACUGGGUUUUAUACCGCCAUGUGAUAUUAUAUCAAAAGAUGCCAUAUCAGCCCUGCAACGGGCAAAAACCAAAGACUGUCGCCAACAUAUCGCUGGCAUUGCCUGUGCAAUACAAUCGGGAAAAUUCUAUCCGAAAACCUUACCCAGCUAUUGUCCAAGCAAUCACACCGCCAACACUCUGCUAGGUUGUUUUCGAGAUGAAAAGAAGUUUCGUCUUCUUUCGGGCUAUUUUGUAAACUUCAAGACAUCGAAUAGCAUAGAGAAAUGCCUUCAACUUUGUCUACAAUCAGGAUUCCCCUAUGCUGGGGUCCAAUAUGGCACGGAAUGUUUUUGUGGCAACGAUGUACCGCCGGAGUCGUCCAAAUUGCCCGAUUCUACAUGCAAUAUGAAAUGUUCGGGUGAUCAACAGGCAAUUUGUGGUGGUUAUUUUGCCAUGAAUAUAUAUGAGACCGGAAUUGCAAAGUUUUCUGCUCAAAUAGCCGAAGCUGGUGUUCAACGUAAUGCAACUAACGAGGAUAAUAUACGAAUUGCAUUUCUAUUAACAUUAAAUGGACGUGCUCUGCGGCAGGUUCAUCGUUUAUUGAAAUCAUUAUAUGCUACCAGACAUGUUUAUUACAUACACAUAGAUGAGCGCCAAGAUUAUUUGUAUCGGAAUCUUUUAGAAUUGGAGAAGAAUUUUACAAAUAUACGUUUGGCACGUACGCGUUUUUCCACAAUAUGGGGCGGAGCAUCACUACUCACCAUGUUAAUGCAAUGCAUGCAGGAUCUCCUUAACUCAUCACAUCAAUGGGAUUUCGUUAUAAACUUAAGUGAAAGUGAUUUUCCUGUAAAGAAGCUGGAGAAGUUGGAAGAAUUCCUAUGGGCCAAUCGUAAUCGAAAUUUCGUCAAGGGUCAUGGACGUGAGACGCAAAGAUUUAUUCAAAAACAAGGCCUGGACAAGACAUUUGUCGAGUGCGAUACUCAUAUGUGGCGCAUUGGAGACCGUAAACUACCCACAGGCAUACAAAUAGAUGGUGGUUCCGACUGGAUCGGUUUAUCGAGGCCUUUUGUGCAAUAUGUUAUCGACAACAAAGAUACCAACGAUUUACUUAAGGGUCUAAUGAUUAUCUUUAGACAUACACUGUUGCCAGCGGAAUCAUUUUUCCACACCGUUCUAAGGAAUUCCAAAUUUUGUGGUACCUAUGUGGAUAAUAACUUGCACGUGACAAAUUGGAAACGUAAAUUGGGUUGUAAAUGUCAAUACAAACAUGUGGUAGAUUGGUGUGGUUGUAGUCCAAAUGACUUUAAACCGGAUGAUUGGACACGACUACAGAAUACGGAAAGUAAAAUGCUAUUUUUUGCCCGCAAAUUUGAACCAAUCAUCAAUCAGGCAAUUAUAUUGAAACUGGAGGAGUGGUUGUAUGGCCCAUAUCCAACAGAUGCUGUGAAUUUACACAGUUAUUGGCAAAGUUUUUACAAUGCCGAGGAUAAACCCACAAAGCAAGACGACUUAACGUUGACGAUAGCCCACAGCUUGGUACGACGUUUGACCCGGCAAUGGAAUACCAAACAGCAUAGAAUUUUGGAGCUCACACACUAUAUGCACAGUGAUCAGUAUAAAGGAUAUUUGCUUAGAUUCGAAUGCAUUGAUUCCUUGUCAAAUAAAACGUACGAAUUGGAAUCUCGUAUACGACCCGUUCAAUAUGCCAAGUUUGCUAAAAAUUCUAAAUUUGCUAAACGUCUAAAGAAUUUUGAAAUUUCCAGUGAUUAUGACCAAAAGGAACAAGUCUCGAGGAAUUAUCAAAAGUUUUUAGGUCCAUAUACGGAGUUGGUAUUGACGUUUACAUUUGUGGGCUCUGCAUCCAAUUCGCCAAAGGACACUUCACAUUCCUAUAACUUGACAUUGUUGUGGAUUGAUCCCAUGGGACGGUUACAGGACUUUAACGAGCUUCAUAUUGAAGAUUCACAAACAGACAAUAUAAAUUAUUCAAAGGCCAUUUUAAAACAACCCUUAUGCCCUGGAAUAUGGACGGUGAAGUUAAUUGGCCGGUCGGCCAUUUAUGCUCAAACAAAAUUUCUGGUUAGUCCUUUGGCAUUUUACAAUCAUCAGACGAUAACGGCAGAAAGGGCACGUCUUAUAAAUGCUGGUGAUGGUUUGACAUUGCCUGAAGAUUUCUCUCUACCUGAGGAAUGGAUUCAAUAUUUACCAGGCCACGAAGAGUCGUUACAAUUGAAGAAAUUGGCGUUGAGAAAUGCUCUGCGUACCGGAGAACAACUAAACGAAUGGAUAGAUGAUUUGACAGGAAAAUUCCAUCAUUUUCGAGAAACAUGUGCAGUUAAUGAAGAUGCCACAAAAUUGUCGACAGCAUCAUUAGAAAUCUUACCAUUAUGUCGAGAUACAUCUUGGAGUACAUUGGCUCCAGAUCCUAAGAGUGAUGUGUUAAAAUUAGCAAACGUAAAAAGAUGA